ACUCGAAGAUUCUAUAACUGAUUUAAUGUUAAUGAUGGGAGUGUAUCGUAAGACCCCUCUGUUAGUUACAGGGUUCCUUGUUGGUGCAGUCGUAGUUUACCAGGUGACCUACUCCCUCAGGGACAAGACCAAGGAUGUUGUUCCUGCCCCCAAGGCUCCCGCUGUUGCUCCAGUAGCUCAACCAAACCAGGCUGGAGACGCCAAUCUGAGAGGAGCUGAGGAAGACGGAAUCACAAUUCAGUUUGAGAAGACGGAAGGUUACACCACUCAUGGCAAAAAGAUCACAGUCCAGAAGAGAGUAGACUUCCCAGUUGCUGGUUUCUCGAGACACAGUCACAUUGGAAAGUUGAGUUUGCCACUGGUCAUCAAGAAAUUCUCAUUCGAAGACAAGACACUCAAGGGUAUUCCAUCUGGCCUCAAUGUCAUCAACUCCUCUGUUUACUUCAAGACCGGUGUCAAUGGACCCAUCCUCGUUGAACUCUACAAGUACUCACCUGAUGGACACAACACCUCUGUCCACUUCUUCACCAAAGGUGCCAACGAAACCUGGGAGGAGUUCUUCUUUGGUGCCAACCUUAGCCUCACCAAGAAACUUCGUGACCUAGUAGGUGAAGACACUGAUGAUGAGGAAACGGAAAAUAAAAAGAAGGAAGCUGAAGGCGCUGCUGGCAAGGGUGGACAAGCUCCAGCUGGAGGUCAACCUGGUGCUCCUGGACCUGUAGGACCCGCCGGUAAAAAUGGUGAUAGAGGAGAAUCUGGUACCCAAGGAGCUCAACAACCUGCUAGUGGUAGUGGUACUGCUGGAGGUACUGUUCAGAAUGUACAAAAUUCUGGUGGUGGAGCUGACCAAGGUAAGAAUCAAAGUGAUGUAGAAGCGAAAACUGUAGGUGCUGGAGGUGCAAGCUCUACUGGUCCUGCUCAUUCUAAUGAAGGUGCCCCUAGUCCAUCUGGUAGUGGAGCUCAAGCUGCUACUGGUGCUACCCUCUCUGCUCCUCAAGGUGGAUCUGGUCAACCGUCUCUUGGAACUACUUCUGAAACUCCAGCAUCUACCCCUACUUCUACUACUAAUAAUGCUAAUCAUAGCCAAUCAUAA
Molecule: messenger RNA, 1093 nt
Organism: Theileria equi strain WA
Lineage: Eukaryota; Apicomplexa; Aconoidasida; Piroplasmida; Theileriidae
Exons: 1
Coding region: 26-1093 (355 amino acids)
Source: RefSeq, a predicted model, not a curated record